CGCUGUCUUUUUUUUUUUUUAAUUCUUUUCCUUCUCUCUCUCUCUCUGUCUCUGUCUUUUCUUAUGCCAAUGAAUAGUGAAGGAACGAAUGCAUUGACACCUUAUUCAUAUUGGGAAAUUGCCUUUAUUUACGCGUUCACCAUUUUAUUUGAUUGUUCUGAUAUUGCACCAUUAUAUCCUAUUCCAUUCAUCACACCAAAGAUAUUGGAAGACGCUAUUCUCCAUGAUUCUCAAGAUAUUCUCGAUCCUCUCAUGUGUGCUUUCCUCAGUAAUGCAUUGAACCGCAAGAAACUCAUCGAAUCUAGUAGUUCUACUCGACCAUUGAACGAUUAUAUCAAUGCCAAAGUACGAUCUCAAGAUUUUGAUCUUGGUUAUAAUCCAUUACCAUCACAACAAGGAUUCAAUGGUUUGGAACCCGAUAUGAAGCUCAAGAUCUUGCAUGCUUUGGUAGAAUGGCAACUUCAAGAUAGUGCUUCAGUUCGAGCUAUUAUAGAUGGAACCUUUGGUGCUACUAAGAAAGGUCAAAUAAAUCCAUUAGUCCCUAUUCCUUUUGGUUAUGACAGUUAUAAACGAGCUUAUUGGCAAUUUGGAGAUUCACCUUAUCUAUGGCGAGAACGAACCACUUUGAAAACAGGUUGUGAAUGGGAAAUAGUUUGUCGUGAUUUAAGUGAAUUGGAUACAUUCGCAGAUAGUUUAUCAAAUAGCAAAAGCCACAAGGAAAAGAAUCUUGCACAAAAAAUCAAACAGACAUUGAUCCCACAAUUAGAGGAAAAGCAAAGAAUACAAGAACUACGAGAUAGAGCAGCAGCACGACGCAUGGCAGCACAAUUGGCCUUGGAAGUGCCUCGAUCAUUACCACGACGGGAACGACGGAAACCAACACGUUAUAAUUACAAUGAAAACUAUGAUUUCGACUUUGAUGAUGACUCUGAAUAUAGUACAAAGACAGAAUCAAGACGACCGACACGAUCCAGUGGACGAUUGCAUGGAAAUAAUGCUAUUAAUGAUUACAUGGAGAUAUCCGAGAUCGAUAACACCACUUGGCCAACACCACCAAAAGACAAUGAUCAAGAUCUCCAUUAUUAUCAUGAUGAAAUAGAUAUAGUGUAAAUAGAAUUUUUAUGUAUGUCAAAUUAAUAAAAUAUAUAUAUAUAUAUAUAUUCAAA
Halteromyces radiatus is the source of this 1166-nucleotide messenger RNA. RefSeq lists its product as uncharacterized. NCBI's taxonomy places the organism in Eukaryota, Fungi, Mucoromycota, Mucoromycetes, Mucorales, Cunninghamellaceae. The coding region runs from base 64 to 1110 and encodes 348 amino acids. The record is from RefSeq and is a predicted model, not a curated record. The transcript has 6 exons.